AUGCAGGCCGAGAACCCGGUGGACUCAGAUGAAUUUGAAGGCUCUGAACUUUCUGAUGGUACCAAUGGCUCUGAAGAUUCUUCAUUCACAGUUUACUCGGUAGAUCCGGAAGAGCAUGAUUAUGUUUGUCUCCGCAGCGGAGAUGAUCACGAUUUUUGGAUUCCGUACAAGUGGGCCUGCCGCUCGGACGUUCUAAAGGAUAUCAUCACCACUGGAGCCCCAGAACACAAGGUCAACGAUACGACCUACAAAUUCCGAGAGUCUUCUGCAGUAAUGCGCAUAGUCGUUUGCUACUUGGGAUAUAGUCACCGCUACAGAGAACACCUACCAUCGACGUCUUUCGAGGUCGAGGAGGACCUAGCCCUGCCCUGCCUCGAGGCUGCCACCUUUUUCGGACUC
Mesorhabditis spiculigera is the source of this 399-nucleotide messenger RNA. Lineage: Eukaryota; Metazoa; Nematoda; Chromadorea; Rhabditida; Rhabditidae. The record is from the annotation of a GenBank genome assembly.